AUGUUGCUGUUUGUCAUAUUUGCAUUCACGACUUGGAGUUUGGCUAACCACAAUCUUCUGACUUCUUCCGUAUGUUUGCCACAUACGGGUUCUAGAGUUGUGCAGGCCGAGAGCGCAAGGACAGUAAUCUACGAUUUUCUCAUCCAUCUUCCCGUCGUCUUCAAAAUGAGUAUUGCGUUUGACGAGUUUGGUCGUCCUCUUGUCAUUCUGAAAGAUCAAGAUUCUCAACGACGUUUGACCGGCUUGGAGGCUCAAAAGUCACACGUAUUGGCAGCUAAAGCAGUAGCGAAUACUCUCAAAUCGUCGCUAGGUCCAAACGGAUUAGACAAGAUUCUUGUGAGUGCUGAUGGAGAUAUUACUGUGACAAAUGAUGGUGCUACGAUCAUGGAUAAGAUGGAUUUGGAACAUCAAGUAGCAAAGCUGAUGGUGGAGCUAUCAAAGUCUCAAGAUGAUGAGAUCGGAGAUGGAACAACAGGCGUAGUAGUGUUGGCUGGUGCUCUAUUGGAGCAUGCAGAAGAGCUGCUAGAUCGUGGGAUUCAUCCUGUCAGGAUUGCAGAUGGAUAUGAAUAUGCAGCGAGAGUAGCAAUUGAGACACUGGAAAAAAUUGGCGAGGAUUAUCCAGUUGAUCCAGAGCAUCUAGAACCGCUAGUAGAAACAGCACUCACCACUCUUGGAUCAAAAGUGGUGAAUCGUUGUCAGAAUCAGUUGGCCAAGAUUGCUGUGGAAGCUGUGAUGUCUGUUGCUGACUUGGAACGUAAAGAUGUUGAUUUUGAGUUGAUUAAAGUGGAAAGCAAGGUAGGAGGCACUCUGGAAGACACGACACUGGUAAAGGGUGUUGUCAUUGAUAAAGACUUCUCACAUCCACAGAUGCCAAAGGUUAUUAAAGAUGCCAAGCUAGCGAUUCUCACAUGUGCAUUUGAGCCUCCCAAACCAAAAACAAAACACAAGUUAGAUGUCCAUUCGGCUGAAGAUUAUGACAAACUGUUUGAGUACGAACAGAAGAAAUUUAUGGAAAUGGUACAGCAAAUCAAGAACACUGGAGCAAACUUGGCAAUCUGUCAGUGGGGAUUUGAUGAUGAAGCCAAUCACUUGUUAUUACAAAAUCAACUGCCAGCAGUAAGAUGGGUUGGAGGACCAGAAAUAGAAUUGAUUGCUAUUGCCACUGGAGGUCGUAUUGUUCCACGUUUCUCAGAGCUGACAACUGAAAAAUUAGGAAUAGCUGGUGUUGUUAGAGAAAUAUCAUUUGGAACAACAAAAGAUCGCAUGCUAGUCAUAGAGGAAUGCCAGAACACAAAAGCAGUCACUAUUUUUAUUCGAGGAGGAAACAAGAUGAUGAUUGAAGAGGCAAAGAGAAGUAUUCACGAUGCUUUGUGUGUUGUGAGAAAUCUGGUGAAAGACAGUAGGAUCACGUUUGGAGGAGGAUCGUCUGAGAUUGCAUGUGCACUGGCAGUCAGUGACCAUGCUGAUAAGAUCUCAACUCUUGAACAAUAUGCAAUGAGAGCAUUUGCAGAUGCCUUGGAGUCCAUCCCAAUGGCACUUGCUGAGAAUUCUGGAUUGAAUCCAAUUAAAACACUAGCAGAUGUGAAGUCUCGUCAAAUAUCUGAAAAGAACCCUCGUCUUGGCAUCGAUUGCCUUAGCAAGGGAACGAAUGACAUGAAGGAGCAACAAGUGUUUGAGCCUCUCAUUAGCAAGAAACAACAAAUCAGUUUGGCAACCCAAGUUGUGAAAAUGAUACUGAAAAUAGAUGACAUCAGAUCACAACAAGACUGACCUCAUAGCUGCUAAAUAUAG
Molecule: messenger RNA, 1791 nt
Organism: Corticium candelabrum
Lineage: Eukaryota; Metazoa; Porifera; Homoscleromorpha; Homosclerophorida; Plakinidae
Product: T-complex protein 1 subunit epsilon-like
Exons: 10
Coding region: 1-1770 (589 amino acids)
Biological process (GO): protein folding
Cellular component (GO): chaperonin-containing T-complex
Molecular function (GO): ATP hydrolysis activity; ATP binding; ATP-dependent protein folding chaperone
Source: RefSeq, a predicted model, not a curated record